Messenger RNA from Aspergillus nomiae NRRL 13137, 1752 nucleotides. Its product is annotated as stromal membrane-associated protein. Gene Ontology annotation, molecular function: metal ion binding; GTPase activator activity. Gene Ontology annotation, biological process: endoplasmic reticulum to Golgi vesicle-mediated transport; intra-Golgi vesicle-mediated transport; endocytosis. Gene Ontology annotation, cellular component: Golgi apparatus. The record is from RefSeq and is a predicted model, not a curated record. The transcript has 5 exons. Lineage: Eukaryota; Fungi; Ascomycota; Eurotiomycetes; Eurotiales; Aspergillaceae. Bases 1 to 1752 code for a protein of 583 amino acids.
AUGUCUCGACGUGCGACACCGGGCCAGGCUGCUCAGAACCAGCAGACUAUCAAGAGUCUGCUGAAACUUGAACACAACAAAAUAUGUGCCGAUUGCAAGCGCAACAAGCAUCCACGAUGGGCGUCCUGGAACCUGGGGAUAUUCAUUUGUAUCCGUUGCUCGGGUAUUCAUAGAGGCAUGGGCACACAUAUCAGCCGGGUGAAAUCCGUGGAUCUUGACUCCUGGACCGACGAACAACUUCAGAGCGUGGUGAGAUGGGGUAAUGCGAGAGCGAACAAAUAUUGGGAGGCGAAACUGGCGCCCGGCCACGUCCCGUCGGAAGCGAAAAUUGAGAACUUCAUUCGGACCAAGUAUGAAUCCAAGCGGUGGAUCAUGGACGGCCCGAUGCCCGACCCUUCCACGCUAGAUGAUGGUGAUGACGAUGUGCCCCUUGCUGUUGUUCAGGAAAAGGCAAAGAUUGAGCGUUCCGCAUCACAACGAGUAGCAACGUCUAGCCAACCACCGGCGGCGCAUCGCCAGCAAGCAUCUAUCGACCUCUUCGCUGACGAUGAUAUCGCUCCCCCAGCCCGUCCUAGCACCACGGACCCUACACCACGAGCCGCGCCGAAGCAGCCUCAGUCUGCUCCUAAGCCAACACGCCCUGGGGACUCUCUGCUCGGCCUUGACUUCUUUGGCAGCGCCCAGCCGGCCACCAACAGUCACCCGUCCAGCACGGUGUCUACCCCGGGUGCCUCCACUGGCAUUUCUAGGCCCGAUUUGAAGCAGUCUAUCCUGUCUCUUUACUCAAAGCCUCAGCCAGCCCCAGCGCAACAUGGGCGCACUUCUUCGUUUGGAGAUUUUGGAGACCUGGCGUCUCCUGCGCCGCCCUCAGCAUCGUCAUCUUCUAACCUGGGUGGUCUCACGGAUGCCUUUAGCGGACUUAGCUUCCCAUCGACUACUUCUCCACCGCUUCAAAAGCCAGCGGAAAAGCCAUCUCCAUUUGCUAAUCUAACAAGCUUCGCCACCAAGAAGUCCACUCCUGCAGCUCCGAAGGUCUCCUCCCCUACGGCCUCUGCCGGCAGUGGUGGGGGUAGUUUGUUCGACAGCCUUACCUCUCCCACUAUUCCUGCAGCCAAGCCUCAGUCCCGUACUACGUCGAUUUCUUCCAAUGGGUUCGACUCGGGAUUCACCGGUUUCGCGUCUCCUCCACCAUCUAAGCCGAACCCACCACCACCAUCCGCAUCAUUAUCCAAUGAUCUCUUCGGACUAACAUCCCCUGCUCCCGUUGCUUCGUCCAAGGUAUCUUCCCCUCCAGCACCGACAGCAACCUCACCGCAGCAAGAACUGAAGGCCGCUUUUAACCUUAAUCCCCCUGCGCCCGCUCCGAUGUCUGCAGCGCCAAAACAUAGCAUGUCCGGCACAACAGCAUCUAUCGCAAGCGCACUUCCGGCAAGCAUAGAUCCUUGGGGUGGAGGUAACGCAUGGAGCACUCUGGAUCCUGCGCCAGCUGCUCAGCCCUCCGGUUCAUCGAUGAUGAAGGUCCCCGAUACCCUGACUGCCAAUGACAUCGGGGCCGGUUGGGGCGCUCCGACCUCCCCACCCGGAGGUUCGAAGCAAGCACCGACAGUGGCUGCAGACGAAGACUUCGGAGGCUGGACCAGUGCAGCACCUAUCUCAUCCACGACGGCAGCCCCUACAAAUAUGAGCGUUCCAUCUAAACCGGCAGGCGGGUUUAGCGGGGCUGAUGAUCUAUUUUCUAAUGUAUGGGAGUAG